Molecule: messenger RNA, 1326 nt
Organism: Cordyceps militaris CM01
Lineage: Eukaryota; Fungi; Ascomycota; Sordariomycetes; Hypocreales; Cordycipitaceae
Product: negative regulator of DNA transposition, putative
Exons: 3
Coding region: 1-1326 (441 amino acids)
Molecular function (GO): histone binding; nucleosome binding
Source: RefSeq, a predicted model, not a curated record
AUGGAACUAGACUUUGAGCGCCUCAACGCCAUAUUCAAGCCCCGUCAGGAUAUUCUCGAUGGCAUAAAGCGAUGCGCCGAAACGCCCGGCAAGGUCGCCCUCUUUAACGAAAUCGCUGCGCAUGUUCACUCCAAGCUGGCAGAGAACGAGGAGCCCGGGGCAAAGAGACGCAAGGUCCAGGCUGGCCGUGACACCAACGGCGCCGCGAAUGGCUCUCCCGCUACUGGGAACCCGGCCGACGACCCUGUCCUGCUGCAGGUCAAGGAAAUAUCCGUCUCUGUGCCACAGCGGAAGAAGUUUGAGAUAUGCUUUACACCAGAUUUUCUCUAUGCUCGCGUGCCAGGAACAACGGUCCCUCUUCAGGGCAUGACCUAUGCCUGGACUGACAUUGAAUUCGUCUUUUACGUACCUGUCCCCGAAAAGGCCCAAGUACAACACAACUAUGUUUUGUUCCCGCGCGGCUCGAGGAUACCCCCCAAGUCCGGCCCGGCGACCGUCGAACCAUUCGUCUUCACAGUCCCUGCCACGGCGCCCAAGGAGGGCACGAUAGGAGGAAGCGAGGUUGGCCUGUCUCAUUCCGUAUCCGAUACAUACAGGGGCCUGUUCCACUGGGCGUUCAACAGACGCUUGCGCGCCGUCGGCAGCGACGUCAAGAUUGUCUCGUCGGACCCUAAUCAAUUUCACAGCAUGGUCCGGCAACCGCACCGGCCCAACGAAAAGGCGGUACACGUCGGCGCCUUUCGCGGCUCCAAAGACGGCUUCUUGUUUUUCCUGGAGACGGGCAUCUUGUGGGGCUUCAAGAAGCCGCUCAUCUUCAUGCCGCUGAAGCGCAUCGCCGCCAUGAGCUACACCAACAUUUUGCAAAUCACCUUUAACAUUGUCAUCGAGGUAUUCCCCGAGGAAGGCGACGUCAACGACGAGUACGAGUUUGGCAUGGUGGACCAGCAAGACUACGGCGGCAUCGACAGCUACGUCAAGCGCAACGGCCUGCAAGACGGCAGCAUGGCGGAGCAGCGCAAGGGAAAGCUACAGCUGGCCGAGAACAAGGCCAAAAAGGGCGCGGACGGGGCGCCGGCGGAUGAGGCCGGCGAUGGCAUGACGGAGCUGGAGCGGGCCGCGCUGGGCGGAGACUUGGAAGAUGAUGACGAGGAUGAGGAGGACUAUGCCCCCGGUAGCGAUGAUGGCAGCGGCGGCUCUGGAGAGUCUAGCGAUGAAGAUGACGACGACGAUGAUGAUGUUGGUGAGGAUGACGAAGAAGAUGAUGCAGAGGGCGACGAAGGCGACGACGAGGAAGCGGGCGACGCCCCGGGCCUAUCGAUUAGAUGA